GAAGAAACCUCCAAAUAACAUUAACCAACCAAAUUUUUGUUCAUAAACCGAUUAUAAUAACAAGCUGUUGCUUUCAAAGUUUUAUGAUCAGGAUUAGAUCGGGAAGAAAGAGUUUUCACUUAAGAAUUCUCCUCAGAGAAGCCCCAUGUUUGAAGCUACUUAUUUUUGACCAACUUCUCUUGUCAGUUCAUUCAAGGCCUAUGCUGAGAUGGGUUGGUUCUCAAAGUUCUCGUCACCUGCAAUUUUAUUCAUUUUCUUAUCAAUUCUGUUGGUUCCUACAAGAACCCAUCUUCAAUCCAGUGAAGAAGGAUACAUCUCAGUAGUAAUAUCCAAUAAGGGUCUUGAUUUUGUUAAGAGUGUUCUGAUAAGCAAGGCUAUUUCCUCUAUAAUUCCACUCAAACUGAAAGAUAUCGAGAAGUCUAAGAAAAUCCCAGUAGUUGGGAAAGUUCAAAUGGUUCUAUCCAAUAUCACAAUUUACAAUGUUAAUAUUGAUACUUCAUAUGCUAAAAUUGGAGAUACAGGUGUUGUUCUUGUUGCAUCAGGUGCUACCGCGAAUUUGAGCAUGAAUUGGAAGUACUCUUAUGGUACUUGGUUACUGCCAAUUGCUGUUUCUGAUAGUGGGAGUGCCUCUGUUCUGGUUGAAGGUAUGGAAGUGGGAGUUACCAUAGCUUUGAAGGAUCAAGGAGGAAUGAUUAAGCUUUCUCUCUUAGACUGUGGAAGCUCUGUAAAAGAUAUCUCUGUAAAAUUGGAUGGUGGAGCCUCCUGGCUUUAUCAAGGAUUCCUAUUUUCCAGGGUGGUUGAAGCAUUUGGAGGGAAAAUAAGGUCUCAAGUUGAAGAUGCUAUUUCCAAGAAAACCAGAGAAGAGAUAACCAAGCUGGAUUCCUUAUUGCAAUCACUCCCAAAAGAAAUCCCAGUUAAUGAUGUUGCAGCAUUUAAUGUUACUUUUGUCAGCAGUCCUGUGUUGAGAAGUUCUUCAGUUGAACUUGAGAUUAAUGGUUUAUUUUCUGCAUCAAGUGACACUGCAGUCCCAAACUAUGACCACAAAAGACUACAGGCUUCUAUUUACUGUAAUACUGCAGCUAAGAUGAUUGGAAUUGCAUUUCAUGAAAAUGUUUUCAGUUCAGCUGCAUUAGUGUACUUCAAUGCAAAUUAUAUGCACUGGAUUGUGGACAAAGUACCAGACGAGUCACUUCUGAACACUGCUGGAUGGAGAUACAUUGUUCCGAAACUGUAUAAACUGUAUCCGAACGACGAAAUGAAUCUGAAUCUAUCGGUUACUUCUCCUCCAAUCAUAAAAAUUUCAGAGCAUGACAUUGAUGUCACAGUUUACUUAGAUGUGAUAAUCAAUGUUCUGGAUUCAAAUGAAGUUGUACCAGUUGCAUGCAUCUCAUUGGUAAUAAGCACUUCAUGUACUCCAAAAAUCUUGAGCAAUAACCUUAUUGGAAGCAUCAGAUUGAUUGAUUUUACUGCUGCUUUGAAGUGGAGCAACAUUGGAAAUCUUCAUAUGCAACUAGUUCAGUCAGUAAUGUCCACUCUCCUCAAAACAGUCUUCAUGCCAUAUGUGAACUUACACCUCUUGAGAGGAUUUCCUCUGCCGAUUGUUCGAGGUUUUUCGAUUCGAAAUGCUGACAUUUUCUACAUUGAUUCUAGGGUUGUAAUCUGCAGUGAUGUAGCCUUCACAGAACAAACUGAAUUCUAUCAGCAACCAAUUUACUACAGCUAGAGACUUUGCUACUUUGGGUAUGUAAAUGUAAAAAGAAGUGAAGUUGUGUCACUAUUUUGUAAAUAACACUUUAGCAUAAGUUUUGGUAUUUUUCAAA
Molecule: messenger RNA, 1820 nt
Organism: Pistacia vera
Lineage: Eukaryota; Viridiplantae; Streptophyta; Magnoliopsida; Sapindales; Anacardiaceae
Product: putative BPI/LBP family protein At1g04970
Exons: 6
Coding region: 209-1723 (504 amino acids)
Molecular function (GO): lipid binding
Source: RefSeq, a predicted model, not a curated record